CUGAUUUGAGUUCGCCGCGUUCAGAAUGUGACCAUUGACCUCUAGUCUCGCGAUAAACCAACUUGUGUGCGAGAAAAACGUGAGCUGGAGUUGCCUGUUGUGAGUUUGUGGUGUGCUUUUCUUGACAGGAGAUAAUUUUGAUCCAAUCCAAGUAAGCUGUGUAUCAGGAACUGGUUACUACAUACUGUACUACAGAAUGGAAGAGUACCACAGACAGAUCCUGAUAGAAAACCGAGUCAGGUUAGCUAAGGACAUGAAGCCCAAGUUCCUGUACCCCAUCUUGGUGGAAAAGAAGGUCUUCAAUGAUGACAUGAUUGAAGAAAUAGAGGCUGCUGGGACCAGGUUUGACCAGUGCAAUGCACUAUUAAGAGACCUCCCGGGAAGAGGGAAGCAAGCCUUCCAGAGUUUUGUAGAAGCUCUAGAUGAAGCAGAACAAACAGAUCUUGCAGAUCUUUUGCGAAAUGGUAUAAAGUCCGAGAGCAGAGAGCCAUUCACAGUUCCACAGCAACCUUCAGACAAAGUAACAGCAGAUGCACGCCCCUCACAUGGACCACAGACAAGUGAUCCAACAAGGGUUUACACAAUGAGGGCCAAACCUCGAGGCAGAGCUCUGAUCAUCAACAACAAGACCUUCAGUGGCCGGCUGAACACUAGAAGUGGCACUGAUGUAGACUGUAGCAACCUGAAGGGACUAUUUCAAUUCCUCAACUUCCAUGUAAAAGUAGAAAAUGACAAAUCAGCAGCGGACAUCUGUGAUUUGCUACUCCAAUACUCUCAACUGGACCAUGGCAGCUAUGACAGUUUCAUCUUGGCUGUUCUCAGCCAUGGAGUAGAAGGGCAGAUAUAUGGCACAGAUGAGCGCCUUCUUCCUGUCAAGAAAAUAACCGAGUACUUUGACAACCUUCACUGCAAGACGUUAGUCGGCAAACCAAAGCUGUUCUUCAUACAAGCUUGCAGAGGAGACAAACUGGACCGUGGUAUAGAGCAGACAGAUGCAGCCGGUGCUGACUCCCCGGAACCCCCAGCCACACCCACAGAGGAAGAGCUGGUGAGACGCUUGCUGGAAGAGUCCAUGGUUGUGGAGGAGACGGAUGCCAUGAGGGACACCCUCCCUACACAGUCUGACAUGCUGCUGGCAUAUGCCACUGUCCCUGGUUUUGUGUCUUGGAGAAACAGCAUGGCUGGCAGCUGGUUUAUACAAGCUUUGACUGAAGUCCUGACCCAGUAUGCACCAGAGGAGGACCUGUUGUCUAUGUUAACCAUAGUGAACGACAAGGUGGCCACCAGGUUCCAGUCAGCUGGGAAAAACAAACAGAUGCCCGCACCUGUCACCAUGCUGAGGAAGAAACUUUUCUUCAACCCCGGACAAUAGAACACAUGUAGUAACAACAUCGUCGUAUGAGCUACACAAUUUGGGUCAAGUGAAAAGGCAACAUUUCAACUUUCAAGUGUUGGCCCCAAUUUUACAUUGAAAAUUUCAUGUUAGAUGGAAUAGAACAUCAAAAUAACAUGAUUGUCUACAAAAAA
This is a messenger RNA of Branchiostoma floridae (Florida lancelet), 1527 nucleotides long. RefSeq names its product caspase-3-like. The record is from RefSeq and is a predicted model, not a curated record. Gene Ontology annotation, biological process: regulation of apoptotic process; proteolysis; apoptotic process. The transcript is spliced from 9 exons. NCBI's taxonomy places the organism in Eukaryota, Metazoa, Chordata, Leptocardii, Amphioxiformes, Branchiostomatidae. Bases 197 to 1372 code for a protein of 391 amino acids. Gene Ontology annotation, cellular component: cytoplasm.